Molecule: messenger RNA, 501 nt
Organism: Paramecium primaurelia
Lineage: Eukaryota; Ciliophora; Oligohymenophorea; Peniculida; Parameciidae
Source: the annotation of a GenBank genome assembly
AUGAAUUCAAAGAAUUAUCCAAAAGCCAAUAGGAGAAUAUCACUUAAAGAAUAAGCUCAUAGUCCAAGACAACCUAAACUAAAUAAAAAUAAAGAGAUUGAAUCAUAAAAAGAAAUAAGCAGUGAAUUUUUUAUAAGAUAAAAAUUAUAUGAGGAUCUAAAUAAAUUCCCUAAUUAUGAGAGUGAAAACUUAGUAAAAAUAUCAGAAAGAAAAGAAUCUCACUAUAAUAAAUUUAGAACCAUUAUAGAAGAUGCUAAAUAAAGAUUUAUUAAUUCCGAUUCACAGCAAAGCAAAAACUAUCUCGAAAAAUAACAAAGCUCUAUGAAAUUAAUAGUUGAAUAAUUAAGAAAUUAAAAGAGACUUCAAAACUAAGUUCAUUUAAACUAAACUUAAAAUAUUGAAUCAAUUAAUUUAAAUUUAGUUUUGUCCUUAGCAAUCCCAAUACUAUGUUUAAUUGUAGUCUUUUUAGAGUUAUUAAAGUAGUAAUUGAUAAUCAUAUGA